AUGGGGGCGGCCGAGCCGCUGCGCUCGGUGCUGUGGGUGAAGCGGCAGCGCUGCGCCGUGAGCCUGGACCCCGCGCGGGCGCUGCUCCGCUGGUGGCCCAGCCCGGGGCCCGGAGCCAGCGUCCCCGGCGCGGGCGCCUGCUCCGUGCCCGUGUCCGAGAUCAUCACCGUCGAGGAAACAGACAGUCGCGGCAAACACUACAGCGGCGGGAAAUGGCAGAAAAUGGAAACGCCCUUUGCUUUCACAGUGCACUGUGUGAAGAGAGCCCGGCGCCACCGCUGGAAGUGUGCACAGGUGACUUUCUGCGGGGCCGACGAGCAGCUGUGCCACCUGUGGAUGCAGACGUUGCGGGAGCAGCUGGACAAGCUGACAUGUCGACCCAAGCACUUGCUGGUGUUCAUCAACCCGUUCGGAGGGAAGGGGCGAGGCCAGCGGAUUUACGAGCGGAAAGUGGCGCCGCUGUUCGCCCUGGCCGCCAUCUCCACCGAGGUCAUCGUCACUGAGCGGGCCAACCACGCCAAGGAGGCUCUGUACGAGAUGGACGUGGAUCACUACGACGGGGUCGUCUGUGUCGGCGGGGACGGCAUGUUCAGCGAGGUCUUGCACGGGCUGAUCGGCAGGACGCAGAGGGUCGCCGGCGUGGACCAGAACGAGCCCCGCGCGGCCCUGGUGCCCAGCCAGCUGCGCAUCGGCAUCAUCCCCGCAGGGUCAACGGACUGUGUGUGUUACUCAACGGUCGGCGCCAACGAUGCGGAGACGUCAGCUCUGCACAUUGUCGUGGGGGACUCGCUGCCCAUGGACGUGUCCUCGGUGCACCACAAGGGGGCGCUGCUGCGGUACUCGGUGUCCCUGCUGGGCUACGGUUUCUACGGGGACAUCAUCAAGGACAGCGAGAAGAAGCGCUGGAUGGGUCUCAUCCGAUACGACUUUUCAGGUCUGAAGACCUUCCUGUCCCAUCACUGCUACGAAGGCACGGUGUCCUUCCUCCCGGCCCAGCACACGGUGGGCUCUCCGCGGGACGGGAAGCCCUGCCGGGCCGGGUGCUUUGUCUGCAGGCAGAGCAGGCAGCAGCUGGAGGAGGAGCAGAAGCGGUCGCUGUACGGCCUGGAGAGCUCGGAGGAGGUGGAGGAGUGGAAGGUCGUCUGCGGGAAGUUCCUGGCCAUCAACGCCACGAACAUGUCCUGUGCGUGUCCCCGGAGCCCCAGGGGCCUGUCCCCGGCCGCCCACUUGGGAGACGGGUCUUCCGACCUCAUCCUCAUCCGGAAGUGCUCCAGGUUCAACUUCCUGCGGUUCCUCGUCCGGCACACCAACCACUGCGACCAGUUCGACUUCACUUUUGUUGAAGUUUACCGCGUCAAGAAGUUCCAGUUUGUGUCGACGCACGCGGAGGACGAGGACGGGGACCUGGGCGAGCGGGGGAAGAAGGGGCUGGGCCAGAUCUGCAGCCAGCACCCCCCGUGCUGCUGUGCGGCCUCCAACAGCUCCUGGAACUGCGACGGGGAGGUUCUCAGCAGCUCCGCCAUUGAGGUCAGGGUCCACUGCCAGCUCGUCCGGCUCUUCGCCCGAGGGAUCGAGGAGGAGCCCCGCGGCUGAGCCCCUCCGCCCGCCCGCCUUCUCGCUGUGCUUGGAAGCGUGAAAAUUAAGAAAAUGCUACAGACCAAUUAUGUGGAUACAUACAUUUAAAUUUAGAAAUUUAUUUUUGAUAGUUAAAUCUUGGUUUUAGAGACAGUUCCUUCUGUCAACAACUUUGUGAACACAUCGGGCAUUUUCAGUUCUACGUGACCCUUUGGUUGCGUGUCACAUAACUUAUUCUCAGCAGACAUUGACUGUGGAUUUGGGGCGCUGGCCUCUUAGAUUUUAACGGCGGGGACGGCGCAGACAGUGGAAGAGGAGGCCCCCCGGCCGUGUCACAGCCUCCGGCCACUGACCGGCCCUGCCAGACUUGUCUGGUUGUUCACGGCCGAGUCCUGGGAAGUAGGGGCUCUCGGCCCGCGUGUUACUGUCAUCUGAGCUCAUGCUUGGGGUGCUGUCCCAGGUCCUCCUGCUGUGCGCCCGCCACUUCAGCGAGAGCCCGAGAAGCAGGGACACACUCCCGACAGCCUUGCUUGCGCCCCCGUAGUAGCGACCUGACAAUCCAGCGGCAGCCCUGGGCCCCACAAGCAGGCAGCGGGCGGGGUGAUGGCCAAAGGUGCCCCAGCGGGAGUCCUCGCCUGGGCUCCGCGGGCAGACGGACUGGGCAGCGCGCAGUGGGCAAGACGCUCGCUCUGCAUUGCCAGCUUCAGACCCUCCCCGGGGCUGGGGGCGGGGGUCUACAUUCCAGGGGUUCGUUUGGUGCCGGCCUCCAGUCGACACACAGUCCAGAUUUGUUCUUUUAUCUUCGCGUUUAUUUCUACAUAUUUAUUGACAGUUUUGUCCUGUUAGACCUGACUCGCAACGAGGUGUCCUCAUGGUUAGUGCUCCCGUUUGCUGCGGGCUGCCGCCUGGACAGACUCCAAGGCCCGGUCCGGUCCCGCCUGCGCCGUGGCCUGCAGCCUGUUCUCGGCUUGGGGACCCCGGAGGUGCAGAGGAGGUUUGCUUUGCGACAGGAACGCCGGCCGUCCCCGGGGCCGCCCUGUCCGCCGUCCCAGCGCCCGGCCCCCUCCCCCUCGGUCCAGCCAUCUCAGCCCUGAGCAGACAGCUGAGCAGACAGCGUGUUUAGAAGCCGCGUGCAGGUGUGUGUGUUGAAGUCCACCUGAAGCCUGUGCCGUCACUCAGCCCCACCGGCGACAGCUGCGCCACCGCGGCCUCUCGGCCUUUUCCUCUGUGCACGAGGCACGGCCGUCAUUCAGGAGAUCGUGGGAGUCAGAUGGCUGAGUGGUUGUGAGCGGAUGAAGUCUGGGUGUAAAGUGGCCAUUUCUGUUGUUUGCUCCUGGCUGGGAGGAAACCAAAGGGGUGGGGCGGGCAGCUCCGUGCGGGCAGUGCCCUCGGGCUCAGUGCCCGGGCAGCGCUCCUGAGAGUCUCCCCAGCGGGACCGGGUCCGCCCUGAAAUCCACCACUGGUUCUGGAAACGGCCCAGGCCAGAGAGGGAGCGUGCGUGGGCGGCAGGAGACCCCGCCACGCCUCGGGGCCCAGAUGGCCUUGGCAGUGCUCACCGCCUGCACGCCGACCUGCCCGUGGCAAACCUUGGAACUCGGGGGGUGGCGAGACUGAACCCCCGAGAGCUCCCUGAUCAUCUGUGCACAGGACGGAAGUACCUUUCGGACAUCCGCGCAGACCUGACGUCCGCCGAAACUCCAGGUGGAUCACCCACACCCUGCACCUUGGGAUUUAACGGGGGAAAAAUCAGAACUGGUGGUAGGUAGUGUCAGCAAGAGCACUUGAAGGGCUGGCCUGUGGCUCGGCCUUCCGGCCGCGGGGGGCACUGUGACCGUCCUUCCUGCAACCUUGUGUCGCUGGGAGGGGGCUGGGAAGGCGGCUUCAUUUCCUCUCUGGUCUUGCAGGUUUCAAGAUUAGAAAAUGGUCAUUUACUCUGAUAUGUUUGAGAAGACAAAAAUAAAGUUACUUUGGGCAGAAUUUGGCUGCUAAAUAAACAGUAAGAAUGAAUGAUGAGA
Molecule: messenger RNA, 3590 nt
Organism: Molossus molossus (Pallas's mastiff bat)
Lineage: Eukaryota; Metazoa; Chordata; Mammalia; Chiroptera; Molossidae
Gene: CERK
Product: ceramide kinase
Exons: 13
Coding region: 1-1593 (530 amino acids)
Molecular function (GO): kinase activity
Source: RefSeq, a predicted model, not a curated record